CUGACCGUUAUCGCGCAGGCAAUAUUGUACCUGCUGGGUUCCAUAUUCUACAACCUCUUUCUGCACCCUCUUCGCAAAAUCCCAGGCCCUUUCUGGAUGCGAGCAACACGCGCUACCUACUGCUAUAAGCUGGUAUUCGGUACCUUGCCUUUUGAUAUGUUGGAUCUUCACAACCACUACGGCGACGUGGUAAGGAUCGCUCCUGAUGAGCUUGCUUUCUCCGGUCGAGAGGCAUGGAAAGAGAUCAUGGGCCAUCGUAUCAAAGAUAAUAAGCGACCAACUUUCGAAAAAUACGACCAGUUUUACAGACCGAACGGCGGCCCAACGGACAUUGCCAACUCUUCCGGAACCGAACAUCAAGUACUCAGGCGACUGCUGUCGCACGGAUUCAGCGAUCGCAGUCUGCGGGAUCAGGAGCCUAUCGUCAAGAAAUAUGUGGAUCUUCUAAUCCAGAGGUUGCACGAGAACAGCGACCGCCCCCUGGACAUCAUGUCCUGGUACAACUAUACCACGUUUGAUGUCAUCGGCGACCUGGCAUUUGGCGAGCCGUUUGGCUGCCUGGAUAACUCCGACUACCAUCCCUGGGUCCGGAUCAUCUUCGAGGUGGCUAGGUUUGGCACGGUGAACCAGACAGCUGGUUACUUCCCUCUACUACGCAGCCUUCUUACUCGUAUCCUCUCCUCGAAGGCUGUACGGUCUCGUGGAGAAUCUCACCGGGCUUUGACAAGAGAAAAGAUGCUUCGACGAGUGGAGCUUGGAAAGAAUGGCGGACGUCCAGAUCUCAUUGACAACUUGCUGAAGAAGUCAGAAGAAUUGGGUAUCACCGAAGCUCAGUUGCUCAAAAACUGCGGUGCUCUCAUCAUCGGCGGAUCAGAGACUACGGCAACCCUUCUUUCCGGAGUUACUUAUCUGCUGCUCAAGACCCCAGAGGCGCUCCACAAGUUGACAGGCGAAGUACGAUCUGCUUUUGAGACUGAGGACGAGAUCAACUUCACAUCGGUCAACAAGCUCACCUACAUGCUGGCUUGUUUGGAUGAAGCCUUUCGAGUGUACCCACCUAUACCUGGUGGCCUUCCCCGACAAAUCCCAAAGGGUGGGAGUGAGGUCUCUGGGAGAUUCAUCCCGGGAGAUACCGUCGUCGCGAUCCAUCAAUGGGCCAUGUACCACAGCGAAAAGCACUUCAGAGAUCCUUUCAACUAUCACCCUGAACGCUUCUUGGGCGAUUCAAAUUUCGAGUCAGACCAUAGGGAUGUGCUGCAACCAUUCCACGUGGGCCCAAGAAACUGCCUUGGGAGAAAGUGCGUUGCUUGA
Fusarium vanettenii 77-13-4 is the source of this 1311-nucleotide messenger RNA. RefSeq lists its product as uncharacterized. Lineage: Eukaryota; Fungi; Ascomycota; Sordariomycetes; Hypocreales; Nectriaceae. The record is from RefSeq and is a predicted model, not a curated record. Gene Ontology annotation, molecular function: heme binding; iron ion binding; monooxygenase activity. The annotation marks the transcript as partial. The transcript is spliced from 3 exons.